Molecule: messenger RNA, 1745 nt
Organism: Vitis riparia (riverbank grape)
Lineage: Eukaryota; Viridiplantae; Streptophyta; Magnoliopsida; Vitales; Vitaceae
Product: protein transport protein Sec61 subunit alpha-like
Exons: 7
Coding region: 222-1652 (476 amino acids)
Biological process (GO): SRP-dependent cotranslational protein targeting to membrane, translocation; post-translational protein targeting to membrane, translocation
Cellular component (GO): membrane; Sec61 translocon complex
Molecular function (GO): ribosome binding; signal sequence receptor activity; transmembrane protein transporter activity
Source: RefSeq, a predicted model, not a curated record
UCAGAUAAGGGUAACGGUAGAUAAUUAGUCGUGCCGGCCGCAGACCGAAGUGAUCCUCGUGGCUCUCGUGGCAGAUGCGCCAAUAUAUAUAAAACUGGAGAGAAGAGCAGAGAAGAAACCCUCGUUUUUGAAAUAUCUCUCUGGAGGACUGAUUUCCUCAAAGUCGGAACUCCACGAUUCUCUCCAGCGAGGUUGGACCUGUAUAAUUUAAGCUCAACAAGAUGGGAGGAGGAUUUAGGGUGCUUCAUCUUGUCAGGCCAUUUCUCUCGUUCCUGCCAGAAGUUCAGAAUGCUGACCGGAAAAUCCCAUUUAGAGAGAAGGUUAUAUACACUGUGAUCUCUCUCUUUAUCUUUCUGGUAUGCAGUCAGCUACCACUGUAUGGAAUACACUCUACAACAGGUGCUGAUCCAUUCUAUUGGAUGCGUGUUAUUCUUGCCUCAAGCCGUGGAACUGUGAUGGAGUUGGGGAUCACCCCAAUUGUGACUUCUGGACUGGUGAUGCAACUCUUGGCUGGGUCAAAGAUUAUUGAAGUGGACAACAAUGUGCGCGAGGAUCGUGCUCUCUUGAAUGGUGCACAAAAGCUACUGGGCAUCCUGAUAGCUGUUGGUGAAGCUGUUGCAUAUGUUCUCUCAGGAAUGUAUGGCAGUGUUAACCAACUUGGAGUUGGAAAUGCCAUCCUUAUUAUUGUUCAACUCUGCUUUGCUGGUAUCAUUGUGAUAUGUUUAGAUGAACUUCUGCAGAAAGGAUAUGGGCUUGGCUCUGGAAUUUCUCUUUUCAUAGCAACUAAUAUCUGUGAAAACAUCAUCUGGAAGGCUUUUAGCCCCACCACUAUUAAUAGUGGUCGUGGAGCUGAAUUUGAAGGUGCUGUUAUUGCUCUCUUCCAUCUGCUAAUAACUCGCACAGAUAAGGUUCGUGCUCUACGGGAGGCUUUCUAUCGGCAGAACCUUCCAAAUGUGACAAAUUUGCUUGCAACGGUCUUGAUCUUCCUUAUUGUUAUCUACUUCCAAGGAUUCCGGGUGGUUUUGCCUGUGCGGUCAAAGAAUGCUCGUGGACAGCAGGGUUCAUAUCCUAUCAAGCUGUUCUACACCUCCAACAUGCCCAUCAUUCUACAGUCUGCUCUUGUUACCAACCUAUACUUUAUAUCCCAGUUGCUGUACAGGAGGUACAGUGGAAAUUUCCUUGUAAAUCUCUUGGGCAAGUGGAAGGAAUCUGAAUAUUCAGGCGGUCAAUACAUCCCUGUUGGUGGUCUUGCUUAUUAUAUAACCGCACCAUCAAGCUUGGCCGAUAUGGCAGCCAAUCCUUUUCAUGCUCUCUUCUAUCUAAUCUUUAUGUUGGCUGCCUGUGCACUUUUCUCAAAGACUUGGAUUGAAGUAUCUGGAUCCUCUGCUAGAGAUGUGGCUAAGCAGCUCAAGGAGCAACAAAUGGUGAUGCCUGGGCACCGGGAGGCUAACUUGCAGAAAGAACUCAAUCGCUACAUACCCACUGCAGCAGCCUUCGGGGGUAUGUGUAUCGGUGCACUGACAGUGUUGGCUGAUUUUAUGGGGGCAAUUGGCUCGGGCACAGGAAUUCUUCUUGCAGUUACCAUAAUUUAUCAGUACUUUGAAACAUUUGAGAAGGAGAGAGCUAGCGAGCUCGGCUUCUUUGGAUUCUAAGUUAUUACAAUUUUUGCCUAAGCAAUGACAUUUUUGAUAGGUAAAAACAUAAAUAUAUAUUAUAUAUAAAGAACAAAGGUGCUCAAAGGCCAA